AUGGGUCGUCGAUCAUCUUCAGCAGCCUCGUCCCCGACGGUCUCUGGCACCCGACUGGGUGCAUAUCCCCAGGUCCGCGUAGCGACACAUCAUUACGCAUCGAGCGACACCACUCUGGCCGAGAGUCUUCCUCCCAGCCCGCGAAACCAGCCGCCGCCCUACGGAGAGGACGUGUUGGCCGAGCCACCACUGUACCACGAUGAUGGUUUUGGGCGAGAAAAAAGGCACGGAGAACCUCUGCCAAGAAAAACGCUUAUAAUACGACUGUUUACAUCAAUUUUCAUUGCCUUUAUCGUGUGCCUCAUUGUCGCUGCCGUGGUCGGCCGAAUACACGACACGCAGCUGAACAACAAAGACGCCCAGGAGGCAGCAGCCCAUAGUGCUAACGGUACGAGAUACACUAUGAUGGUUGAGAAUAUGAAUGCCCGGACCACGUCGACAGCCCCGUCGGCAACCCUCGCCGCAAACCAGACGGCCUUGACACACAAUAGCAUCGCGAGGCCAACUGGUACAAUCCUUUCGACAUACAGCUGUCCAUACAUCACACCUUCUAUCACUCACACAUCCCAAGGGCCGACUGGUACAUCUUCCAGCGAGCCCAAUCUCUGCGGCCUGACAGUGCCGUUCAAGCCGGCACAGAAUGCCACAGCCGAAGAAAGUAUUGUGGAUGUAUCGCUACAUUCUUUGAAAGAUUGUGUGAUUGCCAGAACUUCCUAUAGAGUGUCGAGCAACAAGCUGGGCUAUCGCUGCGCACUGUCCUGUAGCGAGGAUGGCGGGCCGGGCAUUGACGGACUGGAAGACGGAUGGAAGUGGCGCUGCGGAUGA
Messenger RNA from Akanthomyces muscarius, 825 nucleotides. RefSeq lists its product as uncharacterized. The transcript is spliced from 2 exons. NCBI's taxonomy places the organism in Eukaryota, Fungi, Ascomycota, Sordariomycetes, Hypocreales, Cordycipitaceae. The record is from RefSeq and is a predicted model, not a curated record. Bases 1 to 825 code for a protein of 274 amino acids.